AUGGCUGCUUUGAGGGCGGGUGUCGCCAGGAGUCUGCAGAGACUCGCAAGAUGUACCACUCUCACACGACCAAGACCUCUCAUCACUCCAUCAAGAUGCCUCCUAGCAACGACACACCUCCACCACCGCCCACGAUACAUCUCCCACUCCCGUCCUGCGCGCCUCGCCGAAGUCACCGAAGCCUUCUCCUCCCAGCUCCAAAAUGCUCCUCCUGACAUCCUCAGCACACCACCAUCAACAUCAACCACUCCCCAGACCUUGACCGAAAAGAUCGUCCAGCGCUACUCGCAAGGCCUUCCCGAUGGCAAGUUCGUCAAGUCCGGCGACUACGUCACCCUCUCACCGCACCACUGCAUGACCCACGACAACUCCUGGCCCGUCGCGACCAAGUUCAUGAGCAUCGGCGCGACCAAGAUCCACGACAACAAGCAGGUGGUGAUGACGUUGGAUCACGAUGUGCAGAACAAGAGCGAGAAGAACCUCAAGAAGUACCAGCAGAUUGAGUCGUUUGCCAAGUCGAAUGGCGUGGACUUCUAUCCGGCGGGACGUGGUAUUGGACAUCAGAUUAUGGUUGAAGAGGGAUAUGCUUGGCCUGGGACUAUGGCUGUGGCCAGUGAUAGUCACUCGAAUAUGUAUGGCGGUGUUGCGUGUCUGGGGACGCCUGUGGUCAGAACUGAUGCUGCGAGUAUUUGGGCAACGGGCAGGACAUGGUGGCAGAUUCCUCCGAUCGCGAAGGUCACUUUUACCGGUAUAUUACCAGAGGGGGUGACUGGAAAGGAUGUCAUUGUCGCUUUAUGUGGGUUGUUUAACAACGACGAGGUCUUGAAUCAUGCUAUUGAGUUUACUGGAUCGACGAACACGAUGAGGAGUCUACCCGUGGACGAUCGACUUGCCAUUGCCAAUAUGACGACCGAAUGGGGCGCUCUUUCUGGUCUUUUUCCAAUCGACGAUGUCCUUAGAGGCUGGUUGCGAUACAAGGCUACGGAGGCGAGCAUGUACAAGUCGCCUUCUGAGACGUCAAGCUUGACUACAGAACGUUUCAACCACGAGAGAUUGGAUGAACUUUUCGCAAACCCACUCACGGCGGACAAAGGUGCUACUUACGCCAAGGAGCUGUAUCUGGAUCUUUCAAGUCUCUCGCCUUACGUCUCUGGUCCGAACUCGGUCAAGGUGGCCACACCUUUGAAUGAGCUCGAAGCGCAAGACAUCAAAGUUAACAAGGCAUACCUCGUUUCUUGUACCAAUUCAAGGCGAUCAGAUCUCGAAGCAGCCGCCAAGGUGUUUAAGCAACAAGCAGAUGUCGAUGGUAAAGUCCCAAAGAUUGCCGAAGGUGUCAAGUUUUACAUCGCUGCAGCUUCCCUCCCAGAACAGCAAGCUGCUGAAGAAUCAGGCGACUGGCAAGCACUUCUCGACGCUGGCGCUGAGCCUCUCCCAUCUGGCUGUGGUCCUUGUAUUGGUCUUGGAACUGGACUUCUCGAGCCUGGCGAGGUCGGUAUCUCAGCCAGCAACCGCAACUUCAAAGGACGUAUGGGCAGCACAGACGCCAAGGCUUACCUUGCCAGCCCCGAGGUCGUCGCCGCCAGUGCUCUGCAAGGCAAGAUUGCUGGUCCAGGCUGGUACGAAAAGCCCGCUGAAUGGACGGGUGUGAACCGCGGUGUUGGUGAUGGUGUGCGGGAAGAGGAUCGCAUGAUCUCGAUUGAGGAUGCACUGGACAAGCUCAUUCAGCAGGCAGAAGGCGUCAUCCAAGAGGGAGAGAGUAGGCUAGCGCGUUCUUCGUCUUCUCAACCUCCAAACGAGCCACAGGAAGAGGCGUCUACUGGACUGACCGAAAUUCUACCUGGCUUCCCAGAAAAGGUGGUUGGCGAAAUUGUCUGGUGCAAUGCCGACAACGUCAACACCGAUGCGAUUUAUCCCGGCAAAUAUACCUACGACGAUGCCUUCAGCUCAGACCCCGCCAAGAUGGCCACAGUCGUAAUGGAGAACUACGACACCAACUUCGCCAAGAUCGCCAAACCAGGCGACAUCCUCGUCUCCGGCUUCAACUUCGGCUGCGGCUCGUCAAGAGAACAAGCCGCGACUGCGAUCCUCGCCAAAGGUUUACCACUCGUCGUCUCCGGCAGCUUCGGCAACAUCUUCAGCAGGAAUUCUAUCAACAACGCCUUGAUGGGCGUCGAAGUCCCCAAACUCAUCGAGAGACUUCGAUCCGCCUUCAACGACAACGCACCCGCUGCGACUGGCCAAGCGGGAAAGAAACCGAUUACUGAGCCCUCGCAGAACAGCCAGAGCUUAGACUCGCCUCCGCCUGCGCCUGAAAGCAAGCCAGUCGAGAAGCCACUUACCGUACGGACGGGCUGGACGUUUACAUGGGAUGUGAGGAGGAGUCAGGUUGUGAUUCAGGAGGGCGAAGGUGGGGAGUCGUGGACGCAGAAGGUGGGCGAGUUGCCGCCGAAUGUGCAGGAGAUUAUUGCGAGGGGUGGGUUGGAGAAGUGGGUGCAAAAAGAGAUUGCGAUGGAGGCGAGGGUUUGA
Molecule: messenger RNA, 2526 nt
Organism: Zasmidium cellare ATCC 36951
Lineage: Eukaryota; Fungi; Ascomycota; Dothideomycetes; Mycosphaerellales; Mycosphaerellaceae
Exons: 2
Coding region: 1-2526 (841 amino acids)
Biological process (GO): L-lysine biosynthetic process
Molecular function (GO): 4 iron, 4 sulfur cluster binding; homoaconitate hydratase activity
Source: RefSeq, a predicted model, not a curated record